UAAAGAUAUGUUAUAAUUCAAGAUUUAAAUUAUAAUCUUUACAAUGAUGAAACCACGAUUAUUCGAUAUAGGACAAGUUAUAAGGCGGUUCUCGAGCAAAGAUCCUCGAAAACUUUCUAAGGAGCAACAUAUAGACAAAUUAAUUGAAAAUUAUAGCGAAAAGAUUUUAUUUAGCUCUUAUGUAGAGAGUCGAACUAUGAAAUUCGGCUUUAGAAAAAAUAGAGCUUUAGAGUUAAAAUUAGAUGCCAUGAAAAAUAAAGAAAAAGAUAACAUUCGUCCAUUUCCAAUAUCAUUAAAAUACUUAAAUCCAGAUUUAUCUAUUGACAAUGAGCAACCUGAUGAUGAUCAAAAUGAAAAAUUGAAAACAGAAAAUGUGUAUUUACCAUAUGCUAAUAUUUCUAAUAAUUUACUAAAAGAAAAAACCUCCAUAAACAGUGAAAAUGAAUCUGACAUUGACGAUACCAGAGAAAAAAAAGAUGAAUAUAAAAUAUUUGAGAAAAUUAAUCAUAAUUGGAUGACAGACUAUAAAACAUAUGCCCAUGAUCUUGAAGAGGAAGGUGCAGAUGAUAUAAAAAACUAUGGUACUCCAGAUGCGAAUUAUACAAGAGUAGGGCCUCCUUGUGGUGGCUGCGGUGCAUUAUUAAAUUGUGUUUCAACAGGAAUGCCUGGUUAUUUGCCUAGUGAACUAUACAAAGGAAAAAGUGAAGAUGAUCUGAAGGGAGUUACGUGUCAGCGAUGCCAUUUUCUUAAAAACUACAAUAUUGCAUUAAAUCUUACAGUAGAACCAGAUUACUACAAUACUCUUUUAAGUUCAUUGAAGGAUAAAUUUGGACUUAUAGUAUUAUUGGUUGAUCUUUUAGAUUUUCCAGGCUGCAUAUGGCCUGGCUUAUCAGAUUUGAUUGGCAAGAAUAGACCUAUAUUUAUUGUAGGAAAUAAAGUAGAUCUGAUUCCCAAAGAUUCAAGUGGAUAUCUAAGACGAAUUGAAGAUUGUUUGAAGGAGGCUGUAAUAAAAAUUGGUUUUGAUGAAAAAUAUAUUAAACAUAUUACUUUAGUAUCAGCUACUACAGGUUAUGGCAUUGAGAACUUGAUUACAACACUUCAUCAAAAAUGGGGUACCAAAGGAGAUGUAUACAUCAUUGGAUGUACUAAUGUUGGAAAAAGCACAAUUUUUAAUGCUCUUUUAGGAAGUGACUUUUGUAAGUUUCAAGCAACAGAUUUGAUACAACGCGCUACUGCUAGUCCUUGGCCAGGCACCACAUUAAACAUGCUCCGGUUUCCAAUACUUCGGCCUUCUGGUAUGAGAAUGUAUAUUAGAAAUGAGAGACUUAAAAAAGAAAGCCAGGAACUGAAAGCUGAAAAAGAAUUAAGAAAACUUCAAAUGACACAAGGAAGAGUUAAAAAUCCAGUCACACUUAUUGGACAUAUAGGUCAAACAUUUCGAGUUAACUUAGCGAAUGAAGAAAGUAAAGAUAUGUUUUCAGUUAGACAAUCUUGCAAUGCAAGAGAAACCACAGGAAUUAAUGAAAGGAAUCGAGAAUUUAGAGAGACUAAAUGGUGUUAUGAUACACCUGGUGUUAUGCAUGAUAAUCAGAUUUUAGAUUUAUUAACUACUGAUGAAAUACUAAUGACAUUACCAAAGAAAACUAUAAGAAUUAGAAAUUAUUGUAUUCAGCCGAAUUAUUCAGUAUUAUUAGCAGGAUUGGGUCGUCUUGACUAUGUAGAAGGCAAUGCACCGAUAAGGCUCUCAGUCUAUGCUUCUGAAUCCUUACCAGUUUUAAUAUGCAGAACAGAGGAUGUUGAUGAAAUAUACAAAUGUUUUUUAGGAACGCCUGUGCUUGGGAUACCUCACGGUUCAGAUAAAAGGUUAGAGCACUGGCCAGGUUUAAAAGCAAGUGAUGAAGUCAUUAAUGUUGUAGGAGAAUCUGGAGAAAAGGCUGUUGCAGAUUUUUUGUUAUCAUCUGCGGGAUGGAUAUCAGUCACACCAUUUCCUGAUCAAAAGGCAUCUUUUAGACAUUAUACAUUAGCUGGUCGAGGUGCUAUAGUAAGAAUGCCUUCAUUAAUUCUGUAUGGUGCAUCUGUAAGAGGAGCGAGAAUAAGGAAAUCACCGGCUUAUAAAGUAGUAGACCACCACAGCAAAAAAUAUGGAAAUUUAAUGUGAAUAGA
Messenger RNA from Ctenocephalides felis (cat flea), 2163 nucleotides. RefSeq names its product nitric oxide-associated protein 1. The transcript has 10 exons. NCBI's taxonomy places the organism in Eukaryota, Metazoa, Arthropoda, Insecta, Siphonaptera, Pulicidae. Gene Ontology annotation, molecular function: GTP binding. The record is from RefSeq and is a predicted model, not a curated record. The coding region runs from base 44 to 2158 and encodes 704 amino acids.